UCCACAGCUACUACGGGUGACCCCGACCAGGGGCCUCGUUUAUCGAAGGUGUGUGUGCGUACAAAAAGAAGAAGACUAAACUGCUCGCCUUGACAGAAUGGGUACAGUAGUGUUGGGAUUAGGAGUAGAGGUCGACCGACUAUGAUUUUAGUAUGGGUAGGCUACAGUAGUGUUGGGAUUAGGAGUAGAGGUCGACCGACCAUGAUUUUAGUAUGGGUAGGCUACAGUAGUGUUGGGAUUAGGAGUAGAGGUCGACCGACUAUGAUUUUAGUAUGGGUAGGCUACAGUAGUGUUGGGAUUAGGAGUAGAGGUCGACCGACUAUGAUUUUAGUAUGGGUAGGCUACAGUAGUGUUGGGAUUAGGAGUAGAGGUCGACCGACUAUGAUUUUAGUAUGGGUAGGCUACAGUAGUGUUGGGAUUAGGAGUAGAGGUCGACCGACUAUGAUUUUAGUAUGGGUAGGCUACAGUAGUGUUGGGAUUAGGAGUAGAGGUCGACCGACCAUGAUUUUAGUAUGGGUAGGCUACAGUAGUGUUGGGAUUAGGAGUAGAGGUCGACCGACUAUGAUUUUAGUAUGGGUAGGCUACAGUAGUGUUGGGAUUAGGAUUAGAGGUCGACCGACUAUGAUUUUAGUAUGGGUAGGCUACAGUAGUGUUGGGAUUAGGAUUAGAGGUCGACCGACUAUGAUUUUAGUAUGGGUAGGCUACAGUAGUGUUGGGAUUAGGAGUAGAGGUCGACCGACUAUGAUUUUAGUAUGGGUAGGCUACAGUAGUGUUGGGAUUAGGAGUAGAGGUCGACCGACCAUGAUUUUAGUAUGGGUAGGCUACAGUAGUGUUGGGAUUAGGAGUAGAGGUCGACCGACCAUGAUUUUAGUAUGGGUAGGCUACAGUAGUGUUGGGAUUAGGAGUAGAGGUCGACCGACCAUGAUUUUAGUAUGGGUAGGCUACAGUAGUGUUGGGAUUAGGAGUAGAGGUCGACCGACUAUGAUUUUAGUAUGGGUAGGCUACAGUAGUGUUGGGAUUAGGAUUAGAGGUCGACCGACUAUGAUUUUAGUAUGGGUAGGCUACAGUAGUGUUGGGAUUAGGAUUAGAGGUCGACCGACUAUGAUUUUAGUAUGGGUAGGCUACAGUAGUGUUGGGAUUAGGAGUAGAGGUCGACCGACUAUGAUUUUAGUAUGGGUAGGCUACAGUAGUGUUGGGAUUAGGAGUAGAGGUCGACCGACCAUGAUUUUAGUAUGGGUAGGCUACAGUAGUGUUGGGAUUAGGAGUAGAGGUCGACCGACUAUGAUUUUAGUAUGGGUAGGCUACAGUAGUGUUGGGAUUAGGAGUAGAGGUCGACCGACCAUGAUUUUAGUAUGGGUAGGCUACAGUAGUGUUGGGAUUAGGAGUAGAGGUCGACCGACUAUGAUUUUAGUAUGGGUAGGCUACAGUAGUGUUGGGAUUAGGAGUAGAGGUCGACCGACUAUGAUUUUAGCAUGGGUAGGCUACAGUACCCAAAAAGCCGAUACCGAUUAAAAAUCAGCCAAUUCACUCACUCACACACACACACACACACACACACACACA
This is a messenger RNA of Oncorhynchus keta (chum salmon), 1563 nucleotides long. RefSeq lists its product as uncharacterized. The coding region runs from base 142 to 1512 and encodes 456 amino acids. NCBI's taxonomy places the organism in Eukaryota, Metazoa, Chordata, Actinopteri, Salmoniformes, Salmonidae. The record is from RefSeq and is a predicted model, not a curated record. The transcript has 2 exons.